This is a messenger RNA of Striga asiatica, 1333 nucleotides long. The record is from the annotation of a GenBank genome assembly. Lineage: Eukaryota; Viridiplantae; Streptophyta; Magnoliopsida; Lamiales; Orobanchaceae.
CCGACAUCUUUUACUCUUUCCACCGGUACUACAAACGAUAUAAUUAUCACCACUUACCACUAAAUAAAUAUAUAUAUAAUUAUCACCACUGAGACCACUGACCACUAAUUAUCACCACUGACCACUAAAUUAAACUGCAACAAUAUAUAAAUAUAAAUGCACACCGCGCUUGAAUACUCAAAUACGAAAUUAUUAUUCUUUGAAAAGCAUCAAAGAUCUACGAAAUGCAGCUAAAGAAUAUUUAAAAAAGUCGUCAGAGAGAAAAAGAGAGAGUCGGAGAUUAACGGUGGAGAUGAAAGCAGCAGGUAAUAGCUCCAUGAAAAGGGGAAGAGUAUGCGUAACCGGUGGAACUGGUUUUCUUGGAUCAUGGAUGGUUAAAACCCUUCUUCAACGUGGCUAUCAUGUCAACACAACUGCAAGGCUUCAUCCAGAGGGCAAAAGGGACAUUACCUACCUCACGAGCCUCCCCGGCGCGUCGGACCGCCUCCGGAUCUUCUCCGCCGACCUCGACCGCCCCGAAGCCUUCGCGGCCGCCAUCGACGGAUGCGCCGGGGUCUUCCACGUCGCGACGCCGCUGGACUUCGAGGAGAAAGAACCGGAGGAGGUGAAGAUCCGGCGGGUCACCAGCGGGACACGCGCCAUCCUGCAGGCGUGCGUCGACGCCGGAACCGUGCGGCGCGUGGUCUACACCUCCACCAUAGGGACGGCGGUUUUCAACGGCGGAGUUUUCUCCGGCGACGGGGGACCGGUGGACGAGGGGUCGUGGAGCGAUCUGGAGUUUUUGAGGGCGGUGAAGCCGUUCGGGGCGGCGUACAUGGCGACGAAGACGGUGACGGAGAAAUUGGCCUUGGAAUUUGGGGAGAAAAAUGGAUUGGAUGUGGUGACGGUGCUGCCAUCCUGGAUUCACGGGCCCUUCAUUUGUCCACGAUGUCCGGACUCGGUUCAAAUAUCAAUGGCCUUAAUUUUGGGGGAUGAGAAGUACUAUGAGAGGCUUGUGAACACGUGGUUGGUGCACGUGGACGACGUCGUUAGAGCCCAUAUUCAUCUCUUCGAGUAUCCCAACGCAAAGGGGAGAUACAUUUGCUCAGCUACAAAUACUAACAUACACCAAUUGCACCAAUUUCUGGCUGUUACAUACCCUCAACUUAAGCUGCCAACUGCAGAGUCCUUGAAGCAUUUCAAGCCUUUUGCAUUCCGAGCUAUUUCCAGCAAUAAACUUCUGGAAACUGGAUUUGAGUAUGAAAAAGGGCUCAAAGAAAUGUACGAUGGUGCAAUAACUUCAUGCAAGGAAAUUGGUCUUCUCUAAUUUGAUGAUUUUNUUUUUUUUUUUUUU